CCACUCACCCGUCCACUGCCGCCGUGCCGCCGUGCCGCCGUCCUCGUCGCUUGGGAAUCAAUCUUGCUGCCUGAGGCCACCAAAGGCAUCGAACUCGGAGCUUGCACUUCGGGGAAUCCAGAAACCUUCAAUUGAUCACAUCUGCCCGAGCUGACUGCCCCCCCCCAUAAACCACCGUCCAUCAACAAAUCCAAACAACCGCCAAAAUGGUCUUCGCCUGGAAAGCCGCCGGUAUCACCUACAACCGCUACCUCGCCGUCGCCUCGCGCGUCGUGCGCCGCAGCCUGAAGGAGGACAAGAGACUCGUUGCCGAGCGUCGCGGCGAGAUGGAACUUCGUUUCGCCAAGUGGGAGAACGGCAAGCAGGGCGAUGUCAAGAACCUUGCAGAGGCCACCGUCAACGUCCCUCCCCCUUCUUCGUAAACUUCCGAAUCGACAAUUGAAGCACGUGUGAGAGAACAGAGGGAAUUGCAUCCAUGGGUUAUCGAGGGAUAGACGGGGGAAAUGAUGGGGAGUGUAUGCAUACCACGACACCUCUCCCCGGGUACCCGCCGGCUCAACUUGACGGUUGAGUUGCUGUAUCAUAUCAAAAACUGGGCAUAAAAUCUAUCAAUCGAAAUGCCAUGCUAAGACUUUUUGUCCGAUUAAA
Molecule: messenger RNA, 648 nt
Organism: Colletotrichum phormii
Lineage: Eukaryota; Fungi; Ascomycota; Sordariomycetes; Glomerellales; Glomerellaceae
Product: mitochondrial ATP synthase epsilon chain-domain-containing protein
Exons: 3
Coding region: 207-422 (71 amino acids)
Biological process (GO): proton motive force-driven mitochondrial ATP synthesis
Cellular component (GO): mitochondrial inner membrane
Molecular function (GO): proton-transporting ATP synthase activity, rotational mechanism
Source: RefSeq, a predicted model, not a curated record